GAGAGGCGGGGCAGGGAGAGAAUCGGGCGUAUACAGAGGUUUAAAGAGGAGGAAGGNUCGGGGGUGUACAGGGGUUGGAGGAGGAGGGAAAGGAGAGGCGUGGCAAGGAGUGAAGGGGUGUACAGAGGUUGGAGGAGGAGGGAAAGAAGAGGCGGGGAAGGGAGAGAAUCGGGCGUAUACAGAGGUUGAAAGAGGAGGAAGGAGAGGCGGGUCAGGGAAUGAAUCGGGGAUGUACAGAGGUUGGAAGAGGAGGAAGUAUAGAGACGGGCAGGGAGUGAAUCGGGGGUGUACAGAGGUAGUGAAGUGGGUGUGUGCAGAGGUUGGAAAAGGAGGGAAAGGAGAGGCGGGGCAGGGAGUGAAUCAGGGGUGUAAAGAGGUUGGAAGAGGAGGGAAAGGAGAGGCGGGGCAGGGAGUGAAUCGGGGGUGUACAGAUGUUGGAGGAGGAAGGAAAGGAGAGGUGAGGCAGGGAGUGAAGGGUAGUGAAGAGGUGUGGGAGAAAGUAAGGAAAGUUCGUGUCUACUGUCCGAUUUUGACCAAGACUGUGAAUGUGUCUUCCGAACAGCGUCUGAUGAUGUACCUGAUGGCCGGCUACGAGAAGUCCAUUCGUCCGGUCUACAACUCCUCCUCGCCUGUAGAGGUCAAACUCGGACUGACCUUGACCCAGAUUCUUGACCUGGAUGAGAAAAAUCAGAUUCUGACAACGAAUGUUUGGUUGGAAGUGGAAUGGUAUGAUGAGAAGCUGAGCUGGGACCUACGUAACUAUGGAGGUCUGACCAGUAUACGUAUUCCGUGUAACCGGAUAUGGUUACCGGAUGUCGUCUUGUACAACAGUGUCGAUGAUUAUACAUCCGGGUACAUGCCAAGCCUCGCUAUGGUUCACAACGAUAGCCGGGUAUUUUGGGGUCCUGUCGUCCGGUUUAGAAGUUCCUGUAAAAUUGAUAUAACGUUUUUCCCAUUUGACGAUCAGAUGUGUAAACUCAAACUAGGAUCCUGGGCUUAUCAUGGAUUUCAGGUGAACGUUUUUAACCGCUCCACAACGAUAGAUUUGUCAAACUUCGUAGACAAUGGAGAAUGGGAACUAGUAGAAAACAGAGUUGAACGGAAUCAGGUCUACUAUAAUUGCUGCUCCGAACCUUUUCCGGAUGUGACGUUUUACAUAUAUUUGCGCAGGCGCAUCAAAUAUUACUUCAUGAACAUCAUCAUACCAUGUAUAAUUCUAUCGUUUUUGUGCCUGGCUGGGUUUCUACUUCCGCCGGAAAGUGGAGAGAAGAUAACUCUAGGCCUAUCUGUCCUGCUCACAAUUACAGUAUUUAUGUUGAUGGUGGCCGACAAAAUGCCGCAAACUUCCGAAUCUAUAUCCGUCAUCAGUAUAUAUCUGAUGGUCGUUUUGUCCAUGAGUUGUAUGUCAGUCCUGACGUCAGUGUGGAUAUUAAGCAUACACCACCAGCGCGGGAAACCAAAACGAGUCCCAACAUGGCUACGUGUAGUCGUACUGACCUUCAUCGCUAAAUGUUUAUGUGUAAAUAUACGACUUUUUGGCACAAAAGAUAGAAUAUUAGACUACCGGAACCGGAAAAGAAAUAAAAACAAAAAAAUUCGAGUCGCAAUGGAAGAUCCGGAAAUUAUUCGAAUGGAUGCGAACGUAAGAGAUCACUUUGACAUCGAGAAUAGCAUGUCAACAAUCGAAAACAAUAUUUAUAGGGAAAGUUAUCUCGAGCGCGAGGACGCCAUUAAGGAGUUGAUUGAUUUGCUACAGACGCGCCACCUGGAGGAGCUUUAUGAAGAAGAAGUAUACAAGGAAUGGAGAGACGUCGCCUUUGUUCUUGACCGGAUGUUCUUCGUUCUAUUUUUACUCAUUACAACCAUAUCAACCGUUUGUAUCCUAGAGAUGCGACCUUCUCCCGGUAAACACUAACUGAUGACGUUGAUACAAUAUUCACAUACAUUGUCAUUCUCACCAAUAUGUAAAUUGGUACAAAUGUUGAAAUGUGAAAUUGUCAUAGUAAUGACGUCAUUAGGCCAACAAGACGUACUCAAGUUUUGAUUUUGAAAUAUAUACUCAUGUAAAGUGUAAAUUGAAAUUUGUCUUCCAUGAUUGUCAAAACUACUGUUUUAUGAAAUUGUUUACAUUGUUUGAAGUAUGCGUGGUAACGGCGAUUGGGGUACGUCAUUCUGUGAUGAAAGAGGAUGUUUACAGGGUGAACGAGUCUGGACGUGUAGUCAGUGUUGAUGUGACCAUCUCGGGUAAAUUUAUAUGUACGAAUGGUAUAUUUCACUAUAUCGUGUGUGUUGUGUAUAAUUUAUUCUACUGUGCUGUGAUUGUCAAACUGCAAAAGAAUAUGUAACGGAAUUAAUUUGCCACUAAUUCAUUAUUAUAGCAUAUUUUACUUUCCAUACAGUCAUUGUGUAUUUCUUGACAGUAAAUGUACUCUUUAAGCAGUAGAUACAAGUUUCUGGAAGUCAAUGUGGAAUGAUGUAAACAGUCAAUAUAAAGCCCAAGGCAGGUUCUGGAACGCAGCUAGUUGCUUUUUUAUCUUAAAAAUAAACUGUAUGACUUGAGAAAAUAGGCAUUGAACCUUUCACCUUUUUACAGUGAAAACACGUAUGAAGUGCUAAAUUUGCCAUUUGAAUUUUCGAACAAACGAGAACUAUUUUCAACAAAGUUUUGUUAUAAACCGGUACUUCUAAAUGAGGUACAGUAUCAUAGAGGCGUAUUGCUUGUCUGCGUUAUGCAGGUAACAUGGUAUUAUAUUACCUGUCUGGAUUGCUGAGAGUCGUAAAGCUUUGUGGAUGUGCUUUCGAUCCCUUUCAAGUGUGAUUAUAUUUGAGUUGGAUUUAUUUGGGUAAGUUAACAGAGAAGUUAAGGCUAGUAUACACAAUUAGUUCUGCACUUCGUUUCGAUUCUAAAAAGCUGUCAAACUAAAUUAAGGAUAUAUGCCUUUUUUCGCUUUCAUUUUGAUGCUUUCUUGCAAAAGAUUUCCAUUCUGCGACACAAGAAAACCUAUUUUUAUUCACUAAAAGUGAUCAGGCUUUUUAUUGGUAAAACAUGCAAAAUAUCAAAAAUAUCAAACUGAAAUUGUUAAGAAACGAACAUUUUGAUUUAACAAAAAGGAGUUGUUAAUAAAGAAAUAAUUUAAUGAAGUUUAGGUGAGUGAAUGUUUUGAAUGUCUAUUCUACCCUACUUGUAGAACAGUUUUAUUAUUUAGACUAAAUCUGCAGUCGACACAAUGAAACAUUUAGAAACUUGUAGGAGUUAUCUUCCUUGAUACAGUACAGCAUACAUGCAGGACGUAGACAGAUAUGCUCAGGCACAUGGCUUCGUCUCGUUCAACCAGACGCUUGAUCACUGCGUAGCUUGCUCAGACAACAAUAGCAAGAGUCUGGUUGAACAAGACUAGCAUAGGGGUACGAUAUGAUUGAUCAUUGGUUUUGUUUACAGAAUAUCAGUUACUGGAUAUUUCUCUUUCGGAAGCCACUUCUAAAUUUCAUUUAUCGCAAAUUUCUUCCUAGUACUUUAUUUAUGAAUACAUACCUGCGUCAUUUCAGUUACGCAAUAUUCGCUGGAAAUACAUAAUCACAGUCGUCCGGAAUACCCGCACCAGAAAGUAAAAUUAUAGCGCGUAACAGCAUUAAUAUUAAAAUUUAAAAAUAUCAUAUCAACAUUAUUCGGGGUACCGGUGACUGAUGUUCUGUAAACAAAAUUAGUAUUUAGUUUUUGCGUGCCCUGUUAGUUAGGCAACGGACCAGUAUGCCUAAACCUUUUUCAAACAAUUUAUGAACAGACGAUUUCAAAAUCUGAUUGAACAUUUCAUGUCAGAGCAGAUACAUCUGUUGGAGAAAAUUGACUUCUUUAAUUUCUAAUAUCAACAUUUCACCUUUCAAUGACGAUAAAAAUGAUUGGACGCCAGGUUUAAAGCCUUUAUAAAGCAUUCAAGCUCCCUUUCUUGGUGACACAUGGACCCACAUAACAUAUAUUA
This is a messenger RNA of Mizuhopecten yessoensis (Yesso scallop), 3977 nucleotides long. Its product is annotated as neuronal acetylcholine receptor subunit alpha-10-like. Gene Ontology annotation, biological process: nervous system process; monoatomic ion transmembrane transport; signal transduction. The record is from RefSeq and is a predicted model, not a curated record. Gene Ontology annotation, cellular component: postsynaptic membrane; synapse; neuron projection. Gene Ontology annotation, molecular function: acetylcholine-gated monoatomic cation-selective channel activity; transmembrane signaling receptor activity. The annotation marks the transcript as partial. NCBI's taxonomy places the organism in Eukaryota, Metazoa, Mollusca, Bivalvia, Pectinida, Pectinidae. The transcript is spliced from 8 exons.